AAACUGAAAUGUACAGGCUUUAAUCUGAUUAACAGUUUGGGUGAAUUCCAUUUGAAUUCAGUCAAUGCAAGAGCUUAACAAUACAGAUAGUUAAAUUCUUGAACUGGACUCCACAUGUUGGUAAACAGCAGAGGGGAAGCGAGAGGCCCAACUCGUCGGAAAAUCGGUCUCCCUCCUGUCGCCAACCAAGGAAGUUGUUUUUGCAUGGAGGUCAAUGAGUGUCGAAUUUGGUCAACACAAAAUAAAUGGCUUAUUUGCUACGUGAGGUUUAUUUGAUCGAAUAAAAGUUUUGUAAUGUUUAAGUUGUUACGAGUGUGCUGAUAUAAGCAACUUUGAGGAAAAAAACGUUUUUCGCAGAUGGCGAGGCAUAUUGAUGUCAUGAGGAUAGUAGCAUAGUGUCUUCUCUCGCCCUUGAAUUACAGGCGGUUGACGCCAACAACCCUCAUCGAAUAUAUAUAUUUUUAAAGUAUUACAAUGAGAUGUAUCCACCAAUUUUAAGAAAUGAUAUGCGGGAACUAGACAGCCCACCGCGCAGCUGUGUGGACAACGUUUCCCAUUGUUAGGGCGGAGAGACGUGUAUCUUGUCAGUAUAUCCAUACUCUAAGUUAUUGGCAUGGCUGUUUUGACCUUUUGCUUCUGGGGCAGUACUAUUAAAGUCGUGGUCGCAGAGGGGACGUAAAAUAUAUAUUUUUUUGGAUGAUUUAAUGGGACAAUAUACAAACGUUUUUGAGAAAGAUAAUUUGAAAAAUAAAAUGUUAUUGAGUAAAUGUAUUUAUUGGUUUCUUUGAUGAACAUGUAAUUAAUUGAAGGUUAUUUGUUGAUGUGUCAUUAGAUUUGGGGUGGAAAAAAUGCUGUCCCCAGAAACUCUGACUGGGAAAAAAAAUGGGGUCCCCACUGAACAAGUUUGAAUACCAUAGCUCUGGGGACAUGUAUCUGCAGCCAAAAAGGGUUGAUGGAAGUAAGGCCCAUAGGUUAAGUCAUUGGUCAGGAAGAACUAGAGUAAGCGAACUAACCAUAUGAGACCCUGCACCAAUGACUGCAUUACCUACACAGAGGGGUAGUUAUACCACAAAGCAGGAUAAAUGAAAGGAGCCCAGCAAGUGAGAAUGUUGAACAAAAUCCCAUUUCAAUUUAUUCUGCUGGUUCAUCUGGGUGUUGGAAAUAUAAUCUUGUUCAGGAGUCUGACUUCCAGAGCUUGCUAUCUGAGGAUGAGGUAGACCUAUACAGCCAAGCCAUAUAAAAGCCAGAGCAUAUUGUACAUGUAUAUAUUCUUACCUCUCUCUUCCCUCUCCUGUUUGAAUGGAGGCAUACAACCCAACCGAGCUAUGUCGUCGCGUGUGCUGCUUCGGCAGCAGCUGAUGCGGGAACAAGCCCAGGAACAAGAGAGACGGGAGGCCCAGCAGCAGAACUCUGUGGCUCAGCUCAGGGCAACUGACUCCACCCCUGCCAUCUAUGUCACUCUGCCCCCAAUGGCUGCUCGCAAGCCACCCGCACAGGUGCCCGUGGAGGUGUUGAAGGUGCAGAGCCAUCUGGAGAACCCCACCAAGUAUCACAUCCAGCAGUCUCAGAGGCAGCAGGUGAAGGAGUAUCUCUCCACCACCCUCGGCAAUAAGGUGGCACCUCAAAUCCUCGGUGUAUCUCCCUUGCCACUGUCUAGCUCUGCCCCUGAGAUGACUCCCACGGCCCUCAGUGCUCCAAACAGCCCAAUGGCUUUACUCAAUCUGGGAUCCAAGAAAGAGGAGAUAGAUGGCGUAAUUGACGACAUCAUCAGCCUUGAAUCAAGUUUCAAUGAUGACUUCAUGACGUUAAUUGACUUGGGUCUACAGCUGCCUAGUACACUCCCUGGGAACCUCCUGGAUGUAUACCAUAGUCCUGGAAUGGCAGCACCUACCCUCACCGUCAGCAACUCCUGCCCUGCGGAUCUGACCAAUAUUAAAAGGGAAUACUCUGAUACCAAAGCGCUGGUGAAAGAGAGACAGAAGAAGGACAACCAUAACCUCAUUGAGAGGAGGCGGAGGUUUAACAUCAAUGACCGCAUAACGGAGCUUGGGGCCAUAAUACCCAAGUCAAGUGACCCGGAGAUGCGCUGGAAUAAGGGCACCAUUCUGAAGGCCUCGGUGGACUACAUCAGGAAGCUGCAGAAGGAGCAGCAGAGAGCCAAGGAGGUAGAGAUGCGUCAGAAGAAGCUGGAACAUGCUAACCACAGCUUGAUGCUGCGCAUCCAGGAGUUGGAGAUACAGGCUCAGCUCCAUGGCCUCUCCAGUCCGAUGUCCCAUGGCCUGAGUUCAGACCCCUCCCUCCUUCAGCAGCAGCACCUUCAGCAGGGAGACCAUAAACUGGGGCCCAGCGCUGGAGAGGCCUGCUCCCAAACCUUUCUCAGCCUGGGGGCAGCAGCCAUGGCACAGCCUGUCCUUACCUCCUCCCCACCUUCCUCUGACUCCCCUGUGGUUGUGACCAUAAGCAACCCCCUGGACCUGGGCAGUGUGAGCUUCACCGAGCUGGAUGACCCCUCCAAUGCUGGGCUGUACCUAGACGUGGGGCUGGGGGACAUCAUCAUGGACGAGGGGUACACACUGUCCCCAGAGAGGGUGGACCCACUGUUUUUCGUGUCACCAGGUGCCUCAAAGACCAGCAGUCGUGGGAGCAGCUUCAGUAUGGAGGAGGACUUGUAGCAGGGACAUACUGGGGUCAAACUGGUAGAGCGAGACCAGGGAGUUGGGUAAUGAGAGGGUUGGGGAAAGGAGGAGGAGCACUGGAAAAUAAGAGCUAGAACACUGCAUAUGGCACUGGACUCUGCUUUAAAACAAACAGCCAACGGUUUCACAAAAAAUGACUUUGAUCUGAAUCAUGCAUUAGUCCAAAGUAAAUGGCUAUCCUUUCCUCCCUUACCAAGUUAAUAUUGGUCCCUGAAUUUAGAACCCCCCCCCCCUUUUUUUCCCAGCACACCAUCAAUGAUAAAUGCAAUCAUUUUCAAAUGGAACAUAGUAAAAUUAGGAUAUGGACAUUUGAUUUUUUAAAAUCUUUUUCUUGCAAGCCUCAACUCAACCAAGAUUUCCCUGCACAGACAUUAAAGAGGAAAUAGAGUGGUGAUUUAGUUAAGUACAGUAUAUUAUUGCUUCAUUGUAGAGUAUAUACUUUGUGCACUUUAACUUUUGUGGGAAGGUUCUUGUCUAUUUAGUGAAAUUGGCAUGAACUACAUAACGGGUGCUUUAUUGAAUUUAGGUAUUUUUUUUAACGGAGUUGAAAAUCAGGAUUUCUAUAGCUUAAAGUACACAAGUGAAUGCAUUUUACAGAUCUCAUGUUUGUCUAACAAAAAUGUACCAAAGGGAUAUUUUAUUAAAUAUAUAAGGCACAUAGUUUGUGAUGUAAAAAAAUGAUUUGAUAACCUCUAAAAACCAAAAAUAUAUAUUUACUGUAUCUUACAUUUCUAAAAUAUUUGUGAACUUUCAAAACAUGUUUGUUGCACCUUUUCCUGUUGUCUAUGCAUUUUUUAAAAGCUUUUGUCUGUUGAAUGGCUAUACAGCCGGUAUGUAACUGAACUUACAAUGAACAAAAUAAAUAUACAAGAAAAGCAAAAGCUGCUGCAGCUAGUCAGACAACGCAGGCCACCUUUCACAGAAUGAUCAUAGAUUUAAGUCUUUAUACGGGUGCAUUAUAUAUAUUUUUUUCAUAGUCAAUGGAAGUAUAGCUUUAACAUUUGGCACUAAUCUCUGAAACACUGCGUGCUGUGUGUGUUGCAGAAACGUACUGGGCUAUGCAGUAUAUUUCUUAGAUGAUCAUAUGGUAAUUUGUGAUGAUAAUACUAAUAUGAUUAUGUUGACUAAGAUUUCUAUAGCGAUUUUUCCAAGGCCUUGUCACAUAGACUUGACUUCUAGCUCUAGACAUACAGUUACCUUUUUCUGAGUCAUCUAAUCUGAAAAUGUGUAACAUUCCACAUGUUUUUCCAAGAGACUGAAAUCCGUGCAUGGUUAGUGUGUAUUACUCCUCUAGCCCUCAGUCUCAGUCUUUCUUUCAUUUGUAUUGACAAGCUUUUCAAAGAAAAGUAUGUUCAUUAGCAGUAUAUGUUAGGGGUCUGUUUACACGUCUGGAACUCUGUUUUUCUAUGUAUUGUCAAUUGAUGCUUCCCAGAUGCUGUUGAAACAUUUGUGCCUUUCCUCCAUGUCAAGGAAGAUGGAUGCAGAGUCUACUCUCCUAACAGGCUUUUAUUAAAAAAAAAACAUAAAAAGAGAUGUUUGACACGUGAACUCAAAAAACAAUGCAAUAUGUCUGAUUAUUUGAAUGUUUUUUUAAAAAAUGCAGUUUAGUGUUACUUGAACUGCGGCUGUGGUUUGAUAUGAGAUCCUCUAUUUUGAAUCAUUUCGAAAAAUAUAUAUUGCUGUUCUGAUUUUCACUUAUGGUUCUGCGUUUACUGGAACAGAAACCUUUAACAGCUUUAAAGGGAAUAUAUUGUUGGCCACUUUGAAUUAUAUUUGAAAGUGUAUUGAAUUACUUGCUUUUUCUAUACUCAGCAAUAUUAAGCAAUCUUUCACUCUACUGUUUUCUGGUAUAACCAAAAUAAAAAUUUAGAAAACCUUCAAAUUUAAA
Oncorhynchus nerka (sockeye salmon) is the source of this 4584-nucleotide messenger RNA. Its product is annotated as transcription factor E3-like. Lineage: Eukaryota; Metazoa; Chordata; Actinopteri; Salmoniformes; Salmonidae. The coding region runs from base 1260 to 2672 and encodes 470 amino acids. Gene Ontology annotation, cellular component: nucleus. Gene Ontology annotation, biological process: regulation of transcription by RNA polymerase II. The record is from RefSeq and is a predicted model, not a curated record. Gene Ontology annotation, molecular function: protein dimerization activity; DNA-binding transcription factor activity, RNA polymerase II-specific; RNA polymerase II cis-regulatory region sequence-specific DNA binding. The transcript has 8 exons.